Molecule: messenger RNA, 1317 nt
Organism: Girardinichthys multiradiatus
Lineage: Eukaryota; Metazoa; Chordata; Actinopteri; Cyprinodontiformes; Goodeidae
Gene: sebox
Product: SEBOX homeobox
Exons: 3
Coding region: 27-1037 (336 amino acids)
Molecular function (GO): DNA binding
Source: RefSeq, a predicted model, not a curated record
GUUUGCCUCUCUGUGCGGGAGAAACGAUGGCACUGUUCAUGGAAUUGGAGUUUCCUUUGAUCAAGCAGAAACAGCAAAAGGACCUGGUGGAUUUGAAGAUGUUGCUUGGAGACCAGGAGGCCUGUAAAGAUGGUCAGAGUGAGAGCACCGUGUCCUCUCAGGAGCCGGAUAGAUACACGGCUUUGAUGGAGGGCCAGAGGAAAAGGAAGAGGACCAUCUUUAGCCGAGCCCAGUUGUCUGAGCUGGAGCAGGCCUUUGCAGUGACUCCGUACCCGGACAUCACCCUCAGGGAGAGGCUGGCUGCACACACACACCUGCCUGAGAGUAAGAUACAGGUUUGGUUCCAAAACAGAAGAGCUAGAAGUAUUAAAACAGGCAGACUCAGCAGGCCCACCAAGUCUAACGGAGGAGGUCGAGGUUUUCUGGAGCCCUCUUCUGGACACGGGACCUCCUCUUACCCAACUACAACCACCGUGGGAGAUAUAUUCAGACAAGAUCAGAACCACUCCUGUGAGGAGGUUCCUCAGAUUUACUCAGACUGGAUCCAAAUUUAUGGCAACCAGAUGUCGUCCACACCUACCUCUUCUUCAUCCCUUCAUCAGCAGCCUGCUCCAAAACUGCUCCAAAGCUGUUCCAAACCGCCAGAUGGUCACCUUUGGGAUGAAGAGCAGCAGUCGGGGCCGAGAUUCAGCAGUUUCAUUACCGGCUCAUUUCCUCACCCCAUCAGCAGGCAGGGUCACCACCAUCCUUCCACCCGCUCAUACCAGGCAUUUAAAAAUUUCAAGCCUCAGAGCCUUGCUCCACCUGUGAACCAUCAGCCCAUGUACGGAGCCAGCACUGGAGGUAGAGGGCACAGUUCAGUGGACCAGGUUGUCCCAUCCCACCCUCAACCAAUGUACUGGGAGGUAGCUCAAGGGCAAAGCCAUCAACAACACCACCAUCAUCAUCAUCCACAAAUCGGACCUCAGACUUCCAUGGGAUACAUCUCAGAUCUGAUCUACAACGCUGCCAUUGUGACCAAUUUUCUUGAGUUCUAAUGACUGAUAAUGAGCAACAUGACCAUGAUUUGAACUGAAUGUUGCAGAAAUCAACAUGUUUAUUUGUCUGCAUCCUCUGUGUUGCCAGUGCUGAUUUUAUACCAGACUAGAUUGUUAAAAAGUACGGUUGUUGUUGUCUGUCAAUAUUGUAAUUUUUUUGCUGUUUUAUAAUCAGUAUGAAAUAACUUAGGACAUGUUAUCAAAUUUCUCAUGUAAUAGCUACUGUUAACUGUAUCUUUGGUUUUACAUAUGUAAUUUAUUAAACCAGGUUUAAUUCUUA